Molecule: messenger RNA, 789 nt
Organism: Cyphellophora europaea CBS 101466
Lineage: Eukaryota; Fungi; Ascomycota; Eurotiomycetes; Chaetothyriales; Cyphellophoraceae
Exons: 2
Coding region: 1-789 (262 amino acids)
Source: RefSeq, a predicted model, not a curated record
AUGGAUUCCCUCAGCCUUCCCUCCAACAUCACCAUCCUCAUCAUCCCGGGCUCAUGCUCGCCCGCACCCCUCUACUUUGCGCUCGUCUCCAACCUCCAAGCCAUCUCCGGCAUCGACACCGUUGUCUAUGGUCUCCCAUCGGGCAACCGCCUCCCGCCCGAGGAACCAGCGAGUCUCGCCGACGAUGCAGCCUUCAUCGGCUCCAAGAUCAGAGAACUAGCCGAUGCUGGCAAAGACGUCAUCCUUGUACCUCAUAGCUACGGUGGACUCGUCGCCGGCGAAGCCUGCCACACACUCGCCAAAGACGAGCGAGCAAAGGCCGGCCUCCCGGGCGGUGUCGUCCGCAUUGUGUACCUGACCUGCGUCGUCGCCGGACCCGGUGAGAGCAGCAGUGAUGCCUGCGCCCAGCUGAACUUUGACUGGCUGCUGCCGCUCGAAGGGAGCGACCAGUUCAUCUACAACACCGACGCUGGCGCCUCGCGCGUCCUCUCCGACCUCCCGCCCGACAAAGGCGUCGAGACGAUCCGCAAAUUCAGCCCGCAGUCGACCCGCAGCUUCACCGACAAGGUGGUCCACGAUGCGUUCCGCCACAUUCAGGCCUCGUGGAUCCUGUGUGAGCAGGACGCCGUACUGCCGCCGGACUGGCAGAAGGGAAAGAUCGAGUUUUUGAAGAGCGUGCGGCCGGAUAAGCGGGUUGAUGUGUUGAGCUUGGAUGCAGGGCAUUGUCCGAAUGCGAGUGAUCCGGAGGGGGCCGCGAGGAAGGUGCUGGAGGCUAUUGCUGUGAAGUAG